This is a messenger RNA of Vanessa atalanta (red admiral), 1031 nucleotides long. RefSeq names its product glucosidase 2 subunit beta. NCBI's taxonomy places the organism in Eukaryota, Metazoa, Arthropoda, Insecta, Lepidoptera, Nymphalidae. The record is from RefSeq and is a predicted model, not a curated record. Gene Ontology annotation, biological process: N-glycan processing. The coding region runs from base 115 to 684 and encodes 189 amino acids. The transcript has a single exon. Gene Ontology annotation, cellular component: glucosidase II complex.
UUGGUUUGACUUAUGUGUCAGAAACGAUAACAUUCUUCUUAUAAAAAGACAAAAAUAUAAUAAAUUGAUGUACAAUAUUAGAACUUAAAGGUGGUUUGAUACAAAACAGUGAGAAUGGGCCUUAAGAAAAAGAAAAACGUUAUUAUCCUAUCAUGUUGCAUGGUUGCUUGUUUUAUUUUGUAUCAGCUGUAUUUCUUCUUAACCAUAACAUCAGAAGCUAACAUGAAUGUAGUGGUUCCUGUACUGGAUUACAAUAGUAUUAAGGAUUUACUACAUUUGCGUUCAGAAGAUGACAAAUACCUCAAUGAACACGGCAUGAUUCGUGGUAUAUAUUAUGCUGAUAUCAAGAGUUACAGGCCAGAUUCAAACAAAGAAUUUAAGUGCAAAACAUCGCAUCAAAAAAUUCCAUUUGAACGAGUGAAUGAUGACUUUUGUGAUUGUGAAGAUGGUACGGACGAGCCAAGCACAACUGCCUGUCCUGAUGGUAUCUUUUACUGUGAUACACAAAGCCCAAGAAAGCAAACACUCUCAAUAUCAUCAAGUAAAGUAAAUGAUGGUAUUUGUGACUGUUGCGAUGGUUCUGACGAGUGGUUGCACAGUAACAGUGAUAAACUUCUGAGCCAAAGUUCACCUAAACAUUAUAGAUUCUAUGUAACCCAGUGCCCUAACAACUGUAACAAAUGAGUGAUAAAAAUUAGCACAAUUAUAUGAACAAAGUUGUAAAUAUUUGUAAAUAGUAAAACUAAAGAUUGUAAUAAAUAUUACUUUUAGGUGAAAAGAACCAAAUAGUAAACUAAAUAUCUAUGGAUUUUAUUAUAUGCACAUUAUUGUUUAAAACAAUUAGGAAGUCUUAAUAUAAUUAUAGAUUAUCGUAAUUCCCUUCUUUUCAGUCUCAUUGCCACAAUAUGCCAAUACAUGAAUAAUAUACAUCUGAUAGAUUAACACUGUCAAGUAUAUGGUCUUAUCUUAUGUAUAUUAUCAUACUACUUACCUUCAACUGCCCUCUGAAAAUAAAACCAGUUAUUCCUACA